ACAAUUCUGAAUUGAAUAGAAAAGCAACAUGUGACACUGUAAUACUGUACAAUAAAUGAGUAAUAGUAAGUAGUAAUAGUAAAUCAGUAUUAGCAUUAUAAAGAAAGAAAAAGCUGCAUAAUCUACCAAACCAAGAGAAUCAUACUAAAUAAAUCACACAAACAUGAACCGUGUAAGUCAAACUAUUUAUGUACCAUUUCUACAUUGAUGAAGUGCUAAAACAUAUUGAGCUUUGUUCAGCUUCUCAGUGUUACAAAGAUCAGGGAAAGCAGUAUUAAUUUUUUAAAAUAGUUUAAAGACUUUGUCUCUGAUGGAUUCAUAUUCUGUGCAGUAGGAGGAGAAAGUGUGUUUCAUCUUCUGCCUAUAAUAACUGACAGUGCCUACACAGCCUGUCCUCUCUCAGCCUUCAGCUUCUGUGGUGUCGUCCUUUUUCCACUUCCAGGUCAAUUUUUGUUUGAUUUUUUCCUUAAAUGUAUCUAAUGGUUUAAAAAACGUAGUUUAGUUUGAUUUUUAUUUGAUUUGCUAAUUUAUUUUUCCAAACAUAGUUGUAUUUGAGGUUGAGAUUUAUUUUGAGGUGUUUGUUUGUGUUUCUGGAGGAAGAUUUCAGGUCGUGAUUAGUCAGAUGUUGGGCGAGUAGACACUCUGUAGAGAGCUGUUUGGCCAGAAGAGCUUUAUACCUUUUUUUGAAAGUGCAGCAGCCUGAUUGAGAUGUUGAGGGAGUGUCGUGUGUCUGGGCUUCAGUCUCUCUUGACUGUGUUUCUGCUCCUCUCUCUGGAACACGAUAUGAUAUGGGGUGAAACUGUAGUGAACAUGCGGAAGGUGACUCACCAGGUAGUACAGGUACCUCUGUCAGGCACUGCUGUGCUGCCUUGCGUCUUUACUCUACGUCCCAGCCCUUCUCAUGAAUCUCAAGAUGCUCCUCGCAUUAAGUGGACCAAAAUCUGGGGCCACCAUGGCCUUGACGGGCUACAGAGGGAGCAGUCUGUAUUGGUGGCAAAAGGCAAUGUGGUGAAGGUGAAGAAAGCCUUCCAGGGCCGCGUCACCCUGCCUGGCUACACGGAGAACCGCUACAAUGCCAGUCUGGCACUGACAGGCCUGAGAUCCAGCGACUCGGGCAUGUACCGCUGCGAGGUGGUGGUGGGCCUUAACGACGAGCAAGACACAGUGCCUCUCCAGGUCACAGGUGUGGUCUUCCACUACCGAGCCCCUCAUGACCGCUAUGCCUUGUCAUUCCCUGAUGCUCAGCAGGCAUGUGUGGAAAACUCUGCGGUGAUCGCCACACCUGGGCAGCUGCAGGCUACUUUUGAUGAUGGAUAUGACAACUGUGAUGCAGGCUGGCUCUCUGACCAGACUGUAAGGUAUCCCAUCCAAUCUCCACGGCCUGGCUGCUAUGGCGACCGGGAAGACUCACCUGGUGUGAGAAACUAUGGCAAUCGUGCCACUGAUGAGCUGUUUGAUGUGUACUGCUUUGCUGAGAGCCUGAAAGGUGAAGUGUUCCAUGCCAGCAUGCCAGAUAAGUUGAGUCUGGCCACAGCUUCCACUUACUGUCACACAUUGGGCGCUCAGCUGGCCACAGUGGGGCAGCUUUACCUGGCCUGGCAGGCUGGACUGGACCGCUGUGACCCAGGCUGGCUGGCUGACGGUAGCGUGCGCUACCCCAUCAAUCAACCACGGCGCAACUGCGGAGGCGAUGAGCCAGGGGUACGCACUCUCUACCAUAACCCCAACCGCACCGGCUUUCCUGACACCUCCAGCCUCUUCGAUGCCUACUGCUAUAUUAAUACAGAGAGACAGCCAGAAGCAAAAGCACUUCUGCAGACUUCACAGACUUCAAGCUCAAACUCCACAGAUGACUUUGAACAACUCCAACAAAAUGGAGGCUUUCCUCACCCUUCCACCUGGACUGGACUGGUAGACCUGGAUAAGGAAGAGUUUAAUUCCAUUGCAGACAACGAGUCCUCUGAGAUAUCAGGAGAGCAUGUGGUAAUCCAUCUCAGGCCUCGAGAGAGGCCAGUGAGCCAGGAAAUACAUGUGUCCAAAGAUCAAUCUCCUCCUGUUCUGGAGCUCCAUGGGGGUUCAGCAAAAGAGGAAGUUGAUGCAAGAGAAGUGACUGAAGACCCCAGAUUGUCCCUUGAACCCUCAUUGACCACGCCAUCCUCAUCCACACAGGCUCAAACCAGCAACAGCAUGCUCUUUAACUUUGUUGACUCCAUCAUGAGGCCCUGGAAAUACUGGAAAGGCAGUGCAGAGACAGAGGCCCCUUCAACAGUGUCAAGUCUAUUGAAAGAGACAUCAGAGGAAGUCCAGGCAGCCAGGGUGAAGCCAGAGGGUGAGCUUAGAGGGACUAAAGGAAGUAUUGAUAAUGCUAUCUUGGAGCCUGAGAGUGUGGAGCCUUCAACUAAACCAUCCACACCAUAUUCAGAGGAAGGACUUUUAGAGCAGGAGAAGGAGGUGGUUCUGCCGGUACCAGUAAAUGAGCUGAAGAAUCCCAGAAAAUUCCAAACAGAACCUUCAGUUUCACCAACAACAGUAUACAAAGGACUAAUUGCAUCAGGACGGAUGGAGAUGUUGAAUCCCACAACUGCAGUGAGUCCCUUGGGUUCCAGGAGCAGUUUUGACUCCAUGCCAGUGCUGGGCAGCCAGCAGGAAUGGGCACUUCAGUCACUGAAAGGAUACACUACCCCAAGUAGUAAUGAGAUCCUUACAACCCAGACCAAUGGAACUGUGGAGACCAAACGAGAGGCAAUAGAGAUCAUGACAAUUCCGGUCAUCGGGGACAACCAUGAGAACUAUUCUGGGGAAGGCAAGGAUCAUAUUGAAGAGAGUUACUCACUGCCAAAGGUGUCUACAUCACAGUCCUCUCCACAAAGAGGGAUUUCAGAAGAGGAGAACGAUACUGACGGGAGUGGAGGAAUUGAUUUAUUUAUCAGCAAUAGUCAGACAAAACAGGGUACUCUGAAGGCCUCUGAAGAACAAAAUGUUCUCAUACAAACAACAGUGCAAUGGGAGCUCCUAGAUCUACCAACUGGACAACCCUCUCACAGUGCCAGUGUCUCCAAAGACACCACGCAUCCUGAGGAGGCCCGGGGGGAGAUUCUCUACAUGCAUCGUCCUACAGAAAAAUCUGGGAACACUCCAUUUAAAAUGAUUAAAGUGCCUUUGGUCAAGAAGAACCUGAGCACACACGCACCCAGUGCGUCUGAAAUCCUGACUCCAUACGUGGCCACCACUUCAGAACUCACCCCAAAAGCUUCAAGUGUUACUGACCAAACAACAAGCAGCAACACCGUGACAACAUUUAACAGUCAGAUUCAAACUACAGACGCAACCACUGCUGGAGAUACUGUGUCCGCUACAGAUCCUGCAAUAUCAGUUACUUGGUUACCUGUGGUUCAAGAUGAAACUCAAGAACCACAGUCACAUGUGUCUACCACAGUGACCAGAGUAAGACUUGAGACUAUGCGUAACACUGUUCAACUGACCACACCAUAUGUGAAGGAAAUGUCCCAGCAGGCAGAGACUGAACCAGAGACCCAACCAGCUCCUACCACGCUAAGCACAAGUGGAGAUAACACAAGCAAAGCUACAGUCGACUAUGAAAACGACUCUUCAGAUUCAUCAGAUUCAUCAGCAGAGGAGGAGCCUUGCCAGACAAACCCGUGUCUGCACGGAGGCAGCUGCUUGAGGGAAGGCGAAGGGUACAGCUGCCUCUGCCCUCUGGGAUACUAUGGAGAGAGCUGCGAGAUCGAUAUUGAUGAAUGUCAGUCAAAUCCAUGUCAGAAUGGAGGCACCUGCAUUGACGAGAUCAACUCUUUUGUUUGCCUGUGUUUACCCAGCUAUGGAGGAGCCAUGUGUGAAAAAGACACUGAGGGUUGUGAUCACAACUGGAGGAAAUUCCACGGUCAUUGUUACAGAUACUUCAUUCACCGACUCAACUGGGAAGAUGCGGAGAAAGAUUGCAGAGAGCACAACGGCCACCUGGCUAGCAUUCACACCAGAGAAGAGCAGGACUUCAUCAACAGUAUGAGCCACGAGAACACUUGGAUCGGUCUGAAUGACAGAACAGUGGAGGAGGAUUUCCACUGGACUGAUAACAUGGAUCUGCAAUAUGAGAACUGGAGGGAGAACCAGCCUGAUAAUUUCUUUGCGGGAGGAGAGGACUGCGUGGUGAUGAUCGCCCAUGAGAAUGGCAAAUGGAACGACGUGCCCUGCAACUACAAGCUGCCCUACAUCUGCAAGAAAGGCACAGUGCUGUGUGGCCCCCCUCCCUUAGUGGACAACGCUUUCCUGAUUGGCCGCAAGCGUUCACACUACGAUAUCCACUCAGUUGUGCGUUACCAGUGUGCGGAUGGGUUCCUCCAGCGCCAUAUUCCCACCACCAAGUGCCGCGCCAGUGGUAAAUGGGACCAUCCCAAAAUCUUCUGCACAAAGUCUCGGAGAUCCCAUCGCUACAGACGCCAUCAUCACAAGUCUCAUCAUGAGCGCAGAAAGCACAAGAAGCACGGCUCAGGCGGUCAUCGGGGUAGACAGGAGGGUCAUGGCCAUUUCUAACCAAAAACAAAACCCAUGCCUCUAUGUCCCAAUGAAGUUCUCCUUGUUCCUGCACUGUCUGAAACAUUCUGUUUCCUUCAUCAGCCUCUAUCCCUCAAACCUGUGAUCAGAGGGUCGCUGUUAGACCCCGCAUAGACUAUAAUGACUACAAUGUCUCGUUUUUUAGUUUUUUUUUUUUUUGUCAACUUCAUUCUGUUAAUCUGUCCAUCAUUUUACUGUACCUACAAUGAGCCUACUCAAGGGAGUUCAUUCAUACCCCUAGGGGUUGAAAACUCUUUUUGGUCGUGUACUGUACUUUCACAUAAGCAGGUAUAAGAGGUGGCAGUUUGGUACAAAAGUGUACAUAUAGUACUGAAUUUCAUUUUAAAAUGCAGGAUCAACAGUCAAGAAAUCGCACUCAUGUUUUACUACCAUACUAUCUUUCAUAUAUUGAGAGCGUUUCUUGAUCUUUGUUAACUUUGGUUAGCAGUUUGUAAGGCAUUACCUUAACUCAAUGAUAAUUCUGAAUAGGUUGUUGUGUUUUCAUUAAGAGGAGUGAUGAUUAUUCUGAUUUAGGAUGAUUGCUUAGCAUUGUUUUGUCUUAGUGUUUAAAAUCUUUUACAACAGCAGCAACGUAGAGGAAUCUUCUUUUCACCUUUCUACUUCAGAGAUCGACAAAUUAAAUAAAAGGAUAGUUGGGCAACAAUCAGUCAUAUUAGUUUCACUAUUCAACUUUUACAUUUUUCACAUGUACUGAGAAAUUCCUGAAUAGUUAUUAGCCAAAAUCCUUUGAUUAGCAUGAUGCAAGUAAAAAUCAUUGCACAGUUGGCACAUUAUCAUUCAAUAAACCAAAACCAUACAGAGCCUAUUUUCCCAAAAGCAUUUAAAAGCACUGGUAGAGAGAGUGUUUUAAUGUGAUGCUCCACCAUUGUGAUAAUUUUGGGAAACUCAGUCCAGAAUUAUUCAUGCAGUUGCACAACUAAUUUGGAAAUAUAUAAAGCGUUCUUUUUUUCAAUGCUUUAUUUUACCUUAAAAGCAACAGGUCUCUUAAGACUAUCUGGCUGUGUUGUGUGAGAGUAUAAUGCUCUGUCAUUUACCCUGUCAUUUCUUUAUUGCAUUUACAAUUUAUAGAAUUCAUUACACAAUGCUUAAGCAUUUCCUAAUGAUUUUGAGUUGCAUUUAUGCUAAAUGGGGGUUAGCAUAAUUUUUUUCUGACUAUCAGCCCUCUAGCUUCUAAGGUAAGACACUUCCAACAUAUCAAUUAGGCAUUUUCAACUCUUUAAUGUUUGAUGGAUUGGUAUAAUUUUAAGGGUAAAAGUAGCUGUUGUUUUGAGGCAGAAUGAUUUUUGCCACUCAUUGUUGGAGAAUUGUUAUGUGACUAUUGUGUAUGAAAGAGUGAAAAUGUAUAAAAGUGAAAAACAGACAGAGAGGGAGAUGGAACUAUACACUCUCAAUUGUACCCCAUUUAAUCCACUGACUUGUGUCAUCGUUUAAGUUAUGCCCUGUACCUGUAAUUAGCUUCUCAAAUUGAUUUAUAUAGUUCAAGAGUGAAUUAAAAAAGAUAGAGCACUACAACACUGUAGAUGAUCUCAUGCCAUGCACAAACAGAUGCCAAAAGGGCUCCUUGAUAAAAUGUUCAGUUGUAGAGGUGCCUCACUUCCACUUUGAGCUACACUUAAGGUCAUGGAGUUAAAACUGUCUGGAGAGGCAUGUAAGGAACAUAGCCACAAGAGAUUCAACAUUAGUGUUUCUAAUCAAAACUGUACUCAAUGUUCAUUGUGGUUUGGAUAACAUUUCUGCUCUUUUUUUAAGGACCAGAUGCAUGUCCUGUUUUCCAAAGAAGGCUGCAGCAGCUGACUGGAAUAAGAUCUGCACCAGCUCUGUGCCUUUCUCUCAUCCUCUCACAAAAGAAAAGAGACACACUUUCAUACACUCUCCCCCUUAUGCCAAAACUGCUUGUGCUUAUCUCUCUCCCUCUGUCCUCCCUCAAUUCCUCUAGAGAUUACACUUCCCACUUUGCGUUCUCUCCCCUCGAGUCUUCGUCGCUGCCUUUAGUCAGCUUGUCAAUGACAAGGACAUGCGAAAGGAGAUGGAAAAGCAUGCUUUUUUAUUCCCAAGCAUGCUUAAUUAACGUUGAGGUUAUCUCCUUGUCAUCUGUUUUUUAAAUGAUGGCGUGAUGAACAUUAAAAGUCGCACAGUGACUUUUAGAUAUUAGUUUAUGACUUGUUUAAUGAAUAUAUCAGACUUGCAUUUGACUUGCUUCUAAGCCUGAUAUUAUUGAUACUAAUAGAAUGAUUCGAACCACAUAUAGAAGGAGUAGAAUAUAACAGCUCAAAAAUGAGAUGCUGGUAAUAUGUAAAUUUGUCAGAAUUGGCCACUAGUGUGAAUACGCUCUAAUUUACCUCUCCUUCAUAUUGUGUCAUAUAAAUUAAAGACUUUACAGAACCAUAAAGGCAAGUCAGAUGGAUAACAGCAGGCCGAAGAGUGACUCAUAAUUAUGAAAAUGAGUCUCUAAAUGGAUAAUGCUCAUAGCUGUUUGUUGGAGAGUGUUCUUCAAAGCUUUAAGAGUCAGCUGAGGCUUCCUGGGGCAACUCUUCUGACUAAUUACUACAGAGCCAUUGAAAUCCCAGAAGGUUCUGUGGCAGCAUCACAAACUAGUUAGGUUUCUGGAUCAUGGCCCCAUUUACAGAACAUUUGUCUCCCAUGAAAUAUGAUAUUAUAGCAUGCAUAAACAGACAGCGGCUUUGUAAAAGGUCUUGGUUUAAUAUUUGCUAUCAAAAUGUCCACAUACAGAAGUGCACACUUUGUAAGACAUGUACCUUUUUGUAUUUAUAUUGUAGGUGUUUGAAAGGAGGGCAGGAGUGAGCUAGGGGAAAAGGAGUGACCUCUAUUCCGUCUAGACACCAUGUUAGCGUUGCGCAUCUAUCAUCUGCCGACUAGGCCACUUGGUGUGAGCAGUGUGUGGAGCUUAUCUCCUUCUCAUUGCAUUAUCUUUGCCUAAGGGGGUUUCUGGUUAUAUGCUUUUAUAAAGGGGAAAAGUAACGUAAUGAGGAAGAGGAGUCAGACCUAAAUAGCACAAGCUGUUCCAUAUGUAUGUAAUUUUUGCUUUUGAAAUUUGUCCUAUACUACACAGAAGAAUCAUAGCCAAGCCCUUUAACAGUAUUACAAUUGGCAUAUACGUUUUGUGAUAGAUCUCUCAGACUGUAAGAGAGGCUGUGCAAGUGGAGAGCCGAGACAGUGCUAGUUGACUAAUCCCCAUCCCACACAGAAGUGUAGAGGUGGUUAAUCAAAGCACAGAUCUAUAUUUUGCUUUUAGUUAUUGUACAUUUUUGACUUCAAUUCUUGUUCAAUUUUUGAAUUGAAUCUUCAAUUCAAUUUUGUCAGUAUAUUAGUCUCAAAUGACUCUUUACAUUAGCCUUUGUUCUCUUUUGAAUCAUGAUCAUUUUUCAUUGAGGUGCUCUUGGUUUUGGUUUUUGGUUUUCUAACCCACGUAAUUGGUUUUCUAACCCACAUAAAGUUCUGUCUUAUUCCACUUGUAGAACAAUAUAGUAAAUUAGGUUUUAGAAGCUAUUUUCUGAAAAGUGAAGGUUUGGCUCAAGUGUGAGUUUAGUUGAUACACCAGCCACCACUCUGAUGAUGUAUAAAGCUCUGCUGCACCACUUCUCACCUCUGUGACGUACAAACUCUGUACCUUUCUACUUUUCAUUUCCUGUCAUUUCUGUUUUUUUCUAAUGAAAUCUGGACGUGUUUGUUGCUUAGAGUUAUGGAUCACAAUCACACAGUCUAACUUACCAUCCAAUGUAGACUUAGUGAACAAAUUGGGGAAAAUGUUAAAGUAAUUGCAGCAGAGAGAAAUAUUUAACAUCCUGAUAGAGACAUUAUGGUUUCUGUGGACUCCUUUUCUCACAGGUUUCCUUUUCCAGUAGUGUUAUUUCUCUGUUAUAGCUACUGAUGUUGAGUCAGGCUAUGUGAAUGUGCUCCAUGUGUAUUGAUCAGUAUUUAUAGAUGUUCUGAUGAAUUCUAGUCCUGUCGUUGUAGUACAUUCUUUACUUGACAAAUGAUCCAUUAAAAUCAUUUGGCUGGAUCAGUA
This is a messenger RNA of Pangasianodon hypophthalmus (striped catfish), 8620 nucleotides long. It is a transcript of the gene ncanb, whose product is annotated as neurocan b. Bases 709 to 4551 code for a protein of 1280 amino acids. The record is from RefSeq and is a predicted model, not a curated record. Gene Ontology annotation, molecular function: hyaluronic acid binding; calcium ion binding. The transcript is spliced from 15 exons. NCBI's taxonomy places the organism in Eukaryota, Metazoa, Chordata, Actinopteri, Siluriformes, Pangasiidae. Gene Ontology annotation, biological process: cell adhesion.